GCAAAACGUACCUACCAGCUGUCACAUUCAGUAUAUAAUCGAACAUUUCAACAUCAGCCCCACAUUGAAAGCAAAGAUAGUGCUUAUCCAGCGACAAUGGCGGGCCUGGAUAUGUCGGCAGCAGCUAAAAAGACUAGAGGAAACCGAGGAGGUUGCCUUAGGGAUGAGAUGGCCACACAUGGAUACAUUCCCAAAUGCUAAAGAGGAGGCUGACUAUAAGAAAAGGGAGGCUAUGUAUCAAGACCGGGAACAGGAACUUAAGAUCAGUAAAGCUAUUGAGCAUGAGAGGUUUAUGGCAGCACAUGGACACAACAUGGCUUGGGAACUCAAGUACAACAUUACACAGUGGCUGUUGGAGCUGAGGGACCUUCAAGGUAGCUUCCCUGACUACCCAGACGAGGACGAAGGCGGAUGUGAAAAGCUUUUCGCCAUGAAGACCACGGAGCAAGUCGAAGACGAAAUCAACGAGUUUCUGUACCCAACAUCAGCUCCACAACAGAAAGCGGAGAAGAGAGAUAAUGCCAAGAAGGCUGUCGCCGUAGUUGCCGCUGGGUGGAAACCUGCACCAACGGCGACAGUCCCGAAGCUUAUAGAUGCUUUGGAAGAGUACAACAGCUACUGGUAUCUGAAGGAUGAAAUGGACAACAUUGACCAGAAGUUUGAUCGGCAGUUGAUGCUGGAGCAGGUUCGAGAUGAAGCUGGCAAGCAGAUCCGUCUGCAAGUGGAUGACCUCAUGCGGUAUGAGCUGGACAAACUUCGAUGUGGUAUUGAGUUCAUAGAAAUGGACGACAGGCGUAGAAACACCAAGAACGCCAAGGCUGACGAGAAGGACAAAGAAAAUGUAACAAAGGACCCUCUAGCUUCAAAAACCGUUGAGGAACUCUACGGUGAGCUCGUUUUGCAAGGGAUUGUGACCCCGGUGAAAAAUGUGAGGCUUGAUGACAUCUUAGGCGAACAUAAUUUUAAGGACAGAGUUCAGGAAGACAGCAUGCCCACAAUCGCUGACAUCAAAAAUAGCUUGACACAUAUGGUCGUGUUUCCGCUGAGUUCGUCAUUCCUGCACACGGUUCUACCGUUAACCAACCGUAUGUUGUUUGCCGGCUCGUCAGGCGUGGGGAAAUCGAUGAUGAUUCAUGCUCUGUGUCGAGAAACUGGCGCCAAUCUGUUCGACCUCAGCCCAGACGUCCUCGCCGGCAAGUACGAAGGUCCAGAACAGCAGGAGUAUCUCAUGAACGCCCUUCUCAAGGUGGGGAAAUCCAUGGAACCCACAAUUUUUAUGAUCGACGAAUGUGAAAGCCUGUUUACCAGGCCUCCUCCAGGACCGCCGUCCGGCCAGGACCGUCCUCAGCGCUGGGUCGGCGUCUUCUCCAAGAUGAUGGACAAGAUGAAGAAAGGCGACAGGAUGUUCCUCGUGGGCGAGACUACGGAACCGUUCGCCUGCAACAACCGGGCCAUGUUCGACAUGUUUAAGAACGUCAUCUACUUCCCACCACCCGAGUACGGAAGUCGAGUGCUUGUAUGGAAAACCCUGUUGGCCAGAAAACCUGCUCACAAGCCUUCUCUUUCUCUGAGUCCUUCAGUCCUGGCCAAGUUCAGCGAGGGCUACUCGGUACAGGCGAUAGAAAAAGCCGUCAACGAAACCUUGACCAGCACACGACUGGCCAGCCGCAGGCUAGUCACCAACAUGGAGUUUCUCAUGGCCCUGACCUUGGACCUGGACUCACAGCCGAUGUUGGCCGAAGAUGUUGCCCGAUGGGCUGCCUGGUACUGGUCCGCUCCGCUCAUGAGGAAGCGAAGGCAGCUGCUGGACGAGGAGGCUCGUGCUAGGCAGCUUCAAGAAGCUAUGUGA
Candidula unifasciata is the source of this 1849-nucleotide messenger RNA. The record is from the annotation of a GenBank genome assembly. Lineage: Eukaryota; Metazoa; Mollusca; Gastropoda; Stylommatophora; Geomitridae.